UUCCAUGUCCAAUCUUCAAAGUCAUAUCUUACCAAACUCACAUCUCUAGCUAAUAUAUCCUCUAAAUGUUCUUACGAAUUGUGUUUAUAUAUCUUACACACAAGUAGUGCAUGUGAUAAAGAAAUCGAAAUAUGGGAAGCCAAAGCAUGAGUUCAUCGAGUCCCUUGGUGGUGAAGAGAUCGCAAGUGAUUAUAGUGAAACCCUCAAAGGCAACACCUGAUGUCUCUCUUUCUCUCUCGACACUUGACAACGAUCCUUACCUCGAAACCCUGGCCAAAACCAUCUAUGUCUACCCUCCACCAUCCUCCAAAGACGAUGUCCACGAUCCGGCUUCCCUUUUUCAGCAAGCUCUCUCCCAUGCUCUUGUCUAUUACUACCCUCUCGCCGGAAAACUACACCGGGGAUCCCACGACCAUAGACUUGAGUUGAGGUGCAGUCCGGAGGAAGGAGUCCCCUUUGUUAGGGCGACCGCAGACUGCACUCUCUCUUCCCUCAAUUAUUUGGAGGACAUGGACGUAGACUUAUACCAACUUGUACCUUCUGACGUAGCUGUGCCGUCUGGUGACUAUAACCUCCUGGCUUUCCAGAUCACUCUGUUUGCAUGCGGAGGGAUCACUCUUGCAACGGCUCUCUCUCAUUCCUUGUGUGAUGGUUUUGGGGCGUCUCAGUUUUUCAAAGCCUUAACUGAGCUCGCAGCAGGAAAGACACAACCUAGCAUCAUCCCCGUUUGGGACAGACAGUGCCUCACCUCUAACAACUUUAGCUUAAACGGGCAAGUGGAGGAGGGACAAGCUCCGAAGCUGGUUGACUUCGGGGAGGCUUGCUCUUCUGUGGCAACUUCUCCCUACACACCAAGCAACGACAUGGUAUGUGAGAUACUCAACGUGACAUCCGAAAAUAUUACUCAGCUCAAGGAGAAGGUUGCGGGGGAGGUCACGACUCUAGAGAUUCUUGCCGCUCACGUCUGGAGAGCAAGGUGCAGGGCCUUGAAGCUGAGUCCCGACGGGACAUCUCUAUUUGGAAUGGCCGUGGGUAUACGCCGCAUUUUGGAUCCACCAUUACCGGAAGGCUACUACGGAAACGCAUUCGUCAAGGCCAAUGUAGCCAUGAAGGCUAGCGAGCUGAACAACUCACCGUUGUCCCAUGUGGUGACGCUCAUCAAAGAGGCUAAACGAGCGGCGCUGGAUAAGAGGUACGUUCUGGAGCAGCUUAGAGAGACAGAGAGAACGUUGAAGAUGAAGGUAGCGUGUGAAGGAGGGAACGGAGCGUUCAUGCUGCUCACUGAUUGGAGACAACUUGGAUUGCUAGACGAAGUUGAUUUUGGUUAUGGAGGAUCGUUGAACAUUGUACCAUUGGUUCCCAAAUAUUUGCCGGAUAUUUGUAUUUUCUUGCCGAGGAAGCACGGUGGUGUAAGGGUGCUGGUCACAUUGCCCAAAACUGCAAUGGCCAACUUCAAGGAACACAUGACUAAUACCCUAAGUCUUUAACAUAUGAAAUGAUAAGUGUGUAAUUCACAAUAUUUCUUUAAUUAUGUAAAGGGACAUCAUGCUUGUAUUUACUGUUUCCUGCUUGUCAAGCCUUCCACUGUGAAAAACGUAAUUAAUAUAUUUACUUACCAAUAA
Molecule: messenger RNA, 1622 nt
Organism: Capsella rubella
Lineage: Eukaryota; Viridiplantae; Streptophyta; Magnoliopsida; Brassicales; Brassicaceae
Product: spermidine sinapoyl-CoA acyltransferase
Exons: 2
Coding region: 132-1487 (451 amino acids)
Source: RefSeq, a predicted model, not a curated record